Messenger RNA from Oncorhynchus tshawytscha (Chinook salmon), 3792 nucleotides. Its product is annotated as leucine-rich repeat-containing protein 75A-like. NCBI's taxonomy places the organism in Eukaryota, Metazoa, Chordata, Actinopteri, Salmoniformes, Salmonidae. The coding region runs from base 1327 to 2664 and encodes 445 amino acids. The record is from RefSeq and is a predicted model, not a curated record. The transcript is spliced from 4 exons.
CAGUUGCAAUAUCCUCUUGGCAGGACGUCUUUGUAGUGGGGAGCAGUCUGCCCAACCCCAUCCCACAGUGCCAGGACUUGAGGAGAGAAGCGCUCACACGCACUGUACUCACGGCGCCUGCUCUGGUCCGCUCUUUCGACAGUGCGCAGCCUAUAAUUCAGUACAGACAAGAGACACCCUCGACCAGUUCCCGGACUCUACCCUAGGCUACUGCUGAGGCCGUUCUAACAGGACAUACCUCGAAGAGCGGAACAUGGGACCAACGAAUCCAAUUUAUUGCAAAGGAAAAGGUUGACAUCACACGUGAGUCAUUUGGAGAGGCAGAGGUGUAUAAACAAACGGAGCAGAUAAAGAUGAACAUUACCAUGCCCUGUCUCCAUCGCCACCACCACAUUCGUUUAGCUUCUUUUUCAUUUUCUGCACAGACGCAGAAUAGGUGGAAUUAUUGAUUAAAAGGGAAGAGGAUUCCAAUGUGGACGGGAUAGGAGAGGAGACACUCGUGACAAUGAUGGUCGCAUCAAUUUAGGAGCGGCCCUUCAGAAGAUAGCCGUUUAUAUGUGAAGGACAGAAAUGAAGUCGUCUCCAGGAUAGCGCUGUGAGCGAGUGCAUCCGAUCGGAGUUUGCUGGCGAUCUGUGGGACUGCUGCUCCCCGUAUUUGCGGCCAUGCUGCGGGAAGCAUCCUCCGAGCUCUUCACCGACUUGAGGGGCUUUUACCAGCCGAUUGUUAUAACAGUGAAUUCGUUAAAAUGAUUUCGUUGUCUAGAAGACGGCUAUUCCCGAGGCUUUUUUGCAAUAUUUGUUUCAUCGUUUGCUAAAGAACUCUGCGCAGAGAGAGCUGAUCAUAUUUCACAUAGCUCUGACAUUUGUAUACUAACAAAAUUCUGUGGAAAACAUGUAAUUAUUUAUAGACUAUGUUCCGUGAAUUGCGGAACAAAAGUUUUGGGUUGUGUCCCGGGUUGGGUAGUGUAGACCUAUGGGGUUAAGUGUUUCUCUGUUUGUGUUUAAAGUCGGCACGCAUAGCAGUCAAUUCGCUCAAGCUUAUUAUGUGAGUUAGGCAUUGUAUUAAAAUCUGAAUGAAUGUGUUGGAUGUUGUUUCCCCUACUGGUAUUGCACUCUAACAGCUGGACAGUGUACUAUUCACGAGGGGACAGGCGUGUUGUCCAGAGAGUCAGGUGGAGAACGAACCCAGAGGUCCUAUCCACUUUAAGCCCUUUAUGGGGGGGGGGUUAAUGUUUAGUGCAAAAACAAAUAUUUUUAUGCAAGUCAGCCUUGCAUGACUGCCUUGGGGAGCAAGUAAUUUCUUACAGCAGAUUCUAACAUCUGAACAUGGGCACCAAACAGACCAAAGGUGCUGGGUGCCAAGAGGCUGGGCCCAGCCCACAGCACGGGUGGAAACGGACCCCUACCAAGGAGAGGGGUGACAUCUUCACCUCCUUCAUGUUGAGGUCAGGGGACCGGCUGAGUCGUGGAGGGUCCCCUCCGCCCUACCAGCGCCGGAUAAGCAUGAUCCAGGAGAUGAUGCUGAUGGCCAAGCAAGGAAAACAGGACAAGGCCACAGAGAUGCUGCAGACACUCCGGCAGGACUUGGGGAUGGAGUCCACAUCUCUGGAUGAUGUGCUGUACCGUUACGCCAGCUUCAGGAACCUGGUGGACCCCAUCACCCACGACCUCGUCAUCAGCCUGGCCAGAUACAUCCAGUGCCCCCCCAAGACCGGCCCGGGGGAGGAUUCUCUGGGUGCCAUGGAGAAGGUGUGUCGCCAGCUGACCUAUCACCUGAGCCCACACUCACAGUGGAGACGGCAGGGCAUACUGAAGAGGAAGCCGCUGGCAUGUCUCAAGGUCAUGCUGUCGACCCCUCCCCCUAACGGGACGCUGGACCUUUCGGGCAUCCCCCUGACGGUGCGUGACAUGGAGCGCCUUUGUGCCUACCUGCAGCGCCACGCGCCCAUCAUCUGCAGCCUGGAGCUGGGCUUCACCGAGCUCACCGACGACGCCUUCCUCCUCCUCCUGCCCACGCUGGCCGCCCUGCCCCGCCUGGAGACCCUGGCCCUCAAUGGCAACCGGCUGACCCGUGCCGUCCUCAAGGAGCUGACGGACAGCCUGAAGGACCCGGCCAGCUUCCCCAGUGUCACGUGGAUCGACCUGGGCAACAACGUGGACAUCUUCUCCCUGCCCCAGCCCUUCCUGGUGAGUCUGAGGAAGCGCUGCCCCAAGCAGGGCAACCUGCCCACCAUCCUGGAGUUUGGUGAGAGCCAGGCCAGCGAGCCCGAGGGGAGGGUGGGGGAUGAUGACGAUGACAGGGAUGACACCAACAGGACAGUGAGCAUGGAUGAACUGAGGUCGGAGGUGGAGGGAGAGACGGAGAUUGAGGAGAUGAUGGAAGAGUUGUUGGACUUUGACCUGGAGGUGCAGGGGAAGGAGAACGAGAUAGAGGACAGCAUGUGGACAAUGGAGGAGCAGAGGAGGGAGGGAAAGAGGAAGGAGGAGACACGGGGACAGGGAAUUAGGAAGAUGGUGGAGAGGGCGGAGCUCGAGGAGGAAGACACACAGAGUGAGUCCUCCCACUUGUCGUGCUCCAGCCAAUCGCAGCAUUCCUCAGGAGCGGUUGAGCUGAUGAAGGAGGAUGGAGAGGAGGGGACUGAUCACUUAGACCACCUAACCUGAGCAAGAACCCCGGUCCACUCUGCUUGUAACUUCCCCUCCCACGUUUUGUCUAGAAGGAGAAGAGAGCAGUACCAGCAAACAGUGAACGUUGCUAUAACGUUAGAUAAUGUCAUUGGAACGCAUUGGUAACCGGAACUUGUUUUCUGGGUUGGACAUCUGGGGGAGGGACUCUGUCAUCUCAACCUACUGGAAUGGAUCCGGAAUAACCAACUUAUCUGGGUGGACUGUUCAUCCACGGAUGUACAGUUUAGGGAGAUGACAAUCUGAAAGAGGAGGAGGUUUGUGAUAACUCUUAUUGUUGUUUCAUUAUGAAUUAGGAUUACAAUCCUCUGUAGUAAAGAGUAAUAGACAUAUUAUAUAUCAAAUGUAGAAAAUAUUGACCUUUUCGAAUGUACAUGUGAGUAUGUCAACGCUGGCACUUAUGAGAUGUUUCAUUCAGGUUUUACUCCCUGCUCAUCCUGUCCUAUAGAUGGAUGAAUGCCUAUGUGCCUGUCACUUGUUCCCCUCUUGGUGGAGAGACGGUGUAUGUCAGAGAGAGAGACAGACAGACGACUGAUGGAUGGACAGACAGACAGACGGGUAGGUAGAAAGGCAGAAGAAGAGUGGUAGACACGGACUGCUUUGGUGUGUGAACAAGAUUGCAUCUUUCUCUCUGAUACUACAGUAUGUCUGUCUGUGUAUCUCUCUGACCAGCGCUCUCUUCACCAAUCCUAACUACCCAUUUUUUAUUUUUUUAUUUUUAUGCAUGCUCCAGUGUGUUGAUUUUUUGAAUAUGAAAGGAAAAGAUGCUGACUAUAAGGCUCAUGAUUGUAAAGCAUGUGAGGGGGGAGUUUGUUGCUGUGUGGAAAAGCAGUGUUUUGGCUAAGGAAUAUGGCUUAAGCACUAUGUCGACAGGAGAUAUGAUGACCGGAGCUACAGUGACAGGAGAUAUGGUGACAGGAGCUACGGUAACAGGAGAUAUGAUGACCGGAGCUACAGUGACAGGAGAUAUGGUGACAGGAGCUACGGUAACAGGAGCUACAGUGACAGGAGCUACGGUGACAGGAUAUAUGGUGACAGGAGCUACUGUAACAGGAGAUAUGGUGACAGGAGCUACGGUAACAGGAGCUACGGUGACAGGAUAUAUGG